Hippocampus comes (tiger tail seahorse) is the source of this 1235-nucleotide messenger RNA. It is a transcript of the gene tnnt1, whose product is annotated as troponin T type 1 (skeletal, slow). Gene Ontology annotation, biological process: regulation of muscle contraction; slow-twitch skeletal muscle fiber contraction; sarcomere organization. The record is from RefSeq and is a predicted model, not a curated record. The transcript is spliced from 13 exons. Gene Ontology annotation, molecular function: tropomyosin binding; troponin T binding. Gene Ontology annotation, cellular component: troponin complex. The coding region runs from base 123 to 1061 and encodes 312 amino acids. Lineage: Eukaryota; Metazoa; Chordata; Actinopteri; Syngnathiformes; Syngnathidae.
CCAACGGGCCGCUCAUCUCGCCGUCGCCUAAUCCGCCCGUGGCCGUCGGCCCUGACCGCAAAGGCGCACCCGCAAGGUUAUUUUUGAGCCCCAACUCCGAACACUCCAUCAUAGGUCGUCGAAUGCGUGCGCGUCGAGCGCACACGCAUUGUCCCUCCCCGUCGGCCCUCUGCUAUAAAUCUCGCCUUCUUUGCACGGUCGUCACACUCCUGCCCGUGUGUGUCCUGCUGGCCGCGCAUCUUCAUACAGCCAUGUCUGACAUCGAAGAGGAGUACGAGGACCAGGCAGAGGAAGAGGUGGAAGAGGAGGAGGAGGAGGAGGAAUAUGAACAGCAGCAUGAGGAAGAGGAAGAGGAGCAACCGGUCUAUGAGGAUGAAACAGAGGAGGAACGUCCCAAACCAAAACCACUGGUGCCUCAAAUCGCCCCGCCAAAGAUUCCCGAAGGAGAUCGAGUUGACUUUGAUGACAUCCACAGGAAGCGAAUGGAAAAAGACAUGCUGGAGCUGCACACGCUGAUCGACGUCCACUUUGAACAAAGGAAGAAGGAUGAGGAGGAGCUGAUUGGGCUCAAGGACCGAAUUGAACGUCGUCGGUCAGAGCGUGCAGAAAUCCAAAGAGUCCGAGCAGAGAGGGAGAAGGACAGACAGAACAAGAUUGCGGAGGAGCGUCAGCGGAAAGAGGAGGAGGAAGCCAAGAAAAAGGCCGACGAUGAAGCCAAGAAGAAGAAAGUGCUCUCUGGCAUGGGGGCCAACUUUGGAGGCUUCCUGGCCAAGACCGAUUUGAGGAAGGGCAAGCGUAUGACCGGCCGAGAGGUCAAGAAGAAGACCCUGGCCGACCGGCGUCAGCCGCUCGCCAUCGACAGCAUGAGAGAGGACUCCCUCAGACAACGAGCCCAGGAGUUGUGGAACUGGAUCUACCAGCUGGAGUCUGAAAAAUUCGACUACAUGGAGCAUAUAAAGCACCAGAAAUACGAGAUUAUCGUGCUGCUCAACAGAAUCCAACACGCUCAGAAAUUUAAAAAGGGGCACGGUAAAGGGAAGGUGGGUGGCCGCUGGAAGUAGGAGUGAAGAACCGUCAAUCCAAACCAAACUUUUCCCCAUCGUGGUAAGAAGAAGUGCAAGAGCAGGAAUCUUCAAUCUGUACUAGCGUUGUGGCUUCUCUGUGCGUGAGACAGAUUGUUUUGGGGUUUUUUUUUCAUAAUGUUAUUAUAAUAAAACAUGCUCUCUGUGAGUUGG